Messenger RNA from Orussus abietinus, 1935 nucleotides. RefSeq names its product serine/threonine-protein kinase 16. The record is from RefSeq and is a predicted model, not a curated record. Gene Ontology annotation, cellular component: Golgi apparatus; cytoplasm. Gene Ontology annotation, biological process: protein phosphorylation. Gene Ontology annotation, molecular function: protein serine/threonine kinase activity; ATP binding. The transcript has 6 exons. Lineage: Eukaryota; Metazoa; Arthropoda; Insecta; Hymenoptera; Orussidae. Bases 188 to 1144 code for a protein of 318 amino acids.
AAAUAACCUCAUUCGUUUAAUCUGAAAUUAUUUCUGUCCCAACCUCACUUUGCUCUAUCUUAAUUCAAUUUUAAAUCUAGUUUUAUUAUUCGUUGUCAACGGAUUAGUGGUAUUUAUCUUGAUUCAUAGAUUCAAGUUCCCUCGAUCUCAUUUUUGCAUUUAUACUUGUUAUUAUGAAAACUGAAAGAUGAACAGCUUGGGUCUAAGCCUGAUAUUAAAAAUGGGAUGCAUCUGCACUAAGGAAACGAUAAUCGUUAACAACAGGAAAUAUACCGUUCGCGAACACCUAGGAGAAGGGGGAUUCAGUACUGUAUCUCUCGUAGAGGAUGCUGUCACGCAUGAAAAGUAUGCGAUUAAAAAAAUAGUCUGCCAUGGACCAGAGGACCAAAGAUUAGCAGUUAAGGAAGCUGAAUAUCAUUUGAUCGUAAAGCAUCCUAAUGUUAUUGAAUGUAUAGAUUCCACGCAUAAAGGAACCGCCGAUCCAAUUGUCAAUGCAACUAGCGAAGUGCUGCUUGUCCUACCUUAUUUUAGGAAAGGUACACUGGCAGCUGAAUUGGAAAGGCGAGCUAAGACUCAUAUGUACUUAAACCCACAUGACGUUUUAAAUAUUUUCCUUCACAUAUGCGAAGGUGUUAAAGCUUUCCAUGAAUCGAAACCAGAGCCUCUCGCACAUCGAGACUUAAAGACUGCCAACAUUUUGCUUGGAGAAGGAAUGACACCCGUUAUUAUGGAUCUAGGUUCUGUAACUCAGGCUCGGGUUAAAAUUUCCAGUGCACAUGCUGCGCAAUCGUUACAAGACUUAGCUGCAGAAAGGUGUUCCAUGCCUUACCGUGCACCAGAAUUAUUCAAUGUGGAGAGCUAUUGUAUUGUCGAUGAAAGAACAGACAUUUGGUCAUUGGGUUGCAUUCUGUAUGCCCUAUGUUACUUUAAAUCACCUUUUGAUACGGUUUACGAAAGGGGUGAUAGUGUUGCAUUAGCAGUUAUGAGUGCAAAUGUAACAUUUCCUGAAGAUGCACCUUAUGAUGAGGAUAUGCAGGAUUUGAUCUUGUCCAUGUUGAAAGUCAACCCAAUGGAACGACCAUAUAUUUACAGCGUAAUUGAAAGUAUUCACAGUGCAAUUGCCAAAUUGGAAGGCAAAGUAUGAAUUAAGGUCCAAGCAAUAAUCAAGAGAUUGAAAAUACUUGCACUGUACGAAGUCUGAUGUUUUCCAUCAGAUAAUCAUAACUCUUAAAAGAUCGAGUAUUACAAAUAGCCAGCAAAACUAACAGAGAAGGCAAUUAUAUUAAUGAAGCUUGUUGAUCGAUGCAAUAUUUUUAAUGUUUCACAAUGAAUGAAUCUUAUUGUACGUACUGAGAGUCAGAUUAAUAAUUAAUAGGGUUAAUGGUGGUAAACUUCCAGUGUAUCGCAGAUGCAUCAAAUAUUGAUCACAGAAUAAAUUACUCUUAAUUUUUUAUAAAUUAAACAUUUAUUUAUUUAAAGGGGAUUAAGGAACUUUUACUCUAAGAGACUAUACGUAGAAUCAUCGAAUGUAAAAUAAAUCUACUUUUGAAGAACCAAUACUUACACCGUCUAACGGUGUAUUUCUUAAGACUGUGUGAGGUAUGUCCAAAUGUAGGCCAUAUGAUACAUACGCUACAUUGAACAAUGUACAAUCAGUACACAAUGGUGUAAAUACAAAAAGUUAUUUUAUUACACAAUGAAAUGGAUGUUUCAUUCCUGUCUUUUCUUUAAUAGUUAAACCCUUUAAGAAAUUAUUUGGAACCUCUUAAAGCAGUGUCAUACACUGAAUCCUGUCUUAUAAAUAUUCUGUACACUAAUCAGAAAUUACAAGCCGUCACAAACAAGAUACAAAGCCAAGAAUAUUAACAAAGCAUAAUGAAUUUCAAAAACUAAACGAAUACUAUUAAAAAUCACUGACAUUAGCAAACAUGUAAA